AUGUGCAAGCAUUUUUGUUGUCUUGUGUUAGAAUCGACUAUAAUUGCUCUUUCAUUGAUAGCAUUUGUUUUUCUUCUUAAAGCGGGGUUUGAUGACAAGUCUGCAUACGCACAAUGUAUUUUCGCGUUCACCGAAGGAUUAGGUCAACCUGUGCACAUAUUUAGAGGUAGAUGUCCUGGUCGUAUUGUUUAUCCACGUGGUCCUCCUGACUUUGGUUGGGACCCGUGCUUCCAGCCCGAUGGAUUUCUGGAAACGUUUGCUGAAAUGAAAAAGGAGACAAAAAACAAAAUAAGCCAUCGAGCGAAAGCCCUCGAACUUGUAAAGAAGUUUUUUGAUGGAAGGAAUUAG
Strongylus vulgaris is the source of this 348-nucleotide messenger RNA. The record is from the annotation of a GenBank genome assembly. Lineage: Eukaryota; Metazoa; Nematoda; Chromadorea; Rhabditida; Strongylidae.